AUGUCUUUGAGAUGCCUAGUAAACCUCCAAAGUGUGUCUGUAAGAAGAGGUUUCAAAAGAACUCAAUUUUCAAGGUAUUUAAAUACAAAAUUUGGGGCGAUUCAAAAAGAUCACGAUAAGAUUGAACUCAAAGAGCUGAAGGUAAAGACAGGCAAAACUCCUAAAACUCUGCAAGAUCCUUCUCGUUUUCUGAGAAGGACAUCUGUUUUGAAUGUCCCAAAUACUUCAGUUUCAGGUAAUAAUGCAUUGGAACAGGCUCUUGCAAGUUGUUUGAAGGUAAGACCCUGUACUACUAUAACCACUGCCGAAAGAUAUGAUCUAAGAGAAUGUAUAAAGCUGCUGAAUUCAAAUGACUUACAGCCUACAAGCUUGAUUCCAGAUGAAAUUAUUACCUUCAGGUACCAACGCGAUGGCAAGGACGGAGACAUCAUGAUUCUUGGCCAGAAUGCAUCUAUCACCUGCUGGGGAUUUGAUGAAGCGUUCGUUACUCAGAAUAUACUGGGUUUAGUCGAAAAAGCAAGAGUAAAUCCUCUCCCGAGAGAAGCAUUCGAAAGUGAGGAUAUGGACUAUGUAGAGAUAGAAAAUAAGGACGAUUUUCAAAGGAAUCAAACUGAGCUAACCAAAAUAUCAAAUAAUGCUGCAAGCUUGUUGACGAAUUCGGAGGCAAGCUUUUUAGCUGGAGACUUAAUCGUCAUCAACUCCGGUGAUACUAAAUCUAGAUUGCUUAAUAAGGCAGCAUUUUCAAGUGGUUUAGCGAGAAGCACAAAAUUGGCCGUUCUUGAAGGUUCCAUGGAGAGUCAUAUUUUUAACACAAGAAUAACGACGGAAAAAAUAUCAAGAGGUGUCAAGUUAAACUUAAAAGAAAGCGAUGCUUUGAGAUCAAUAGGGAGAUUAUUUUUAAUUAGAGGAAAGUUAAAUCUAUACUCAGAAUUGAUUGAAACGCCAGAUUUAUAUUGGAGUGAACCUCAAUUAGAGAAGAUCUUCAAGCAAACUUCAAAGUACUUAGAUAUUGGACCUAGAAUUGCUAUAUUAAACACUAAGCUCGAUUACUCAACUGAUGAAUGUCGAGCUAUCAUUGGAGUUCUCAAUGAAAGGAAAAGUGCUUUUCUGGAAUGGAUUAUUAUCUAUCUGAUCACUUUGGAGAUCUUUUUCGAAUUGUAUCAUUUCUAUGAACGUUAUUGGCUAGUAAAAAAAGAAAUCAAGAAAGAAAUUUAG
Molecule: messenger RNA, 1215 nt
Organism: Zygotorulaspora mrakii
Lineage: Eukaryota; Fungi; Ascomycota; Saccharomycetes; Saccharomycetales; Saccharomycetaceae
Gene: MRX10
Product: Mrx10p
Exons: 1
Coding region: 1-1215 (404 amino acids)
Biological process (GO): positive regulation of mitochondrial translation
Source: RefSeq, a predicted model, not a curated record